GCCUUGUCCGCCCGCAAUUGCGUCCCCCCGGGAAGCCGCCGCGUCUUUGGCGGGCCGGCUCGAUGAGUCAGGCGUGGCGGAGGGCGGAGGCCGGAGCCCGGAUGGAAGGCGCCGCGCGGGGUGAGUAGCCGAGCGAGCUCCCCGAGGCCUCCGGGUCGGCCUGGGCCUGGUCCCCUUUCCUCCCGGGAGCCCUCACAACAGCCCGGCGAGGUAGGGCGGGCCCGCGUCAUUUGAACCCCGCUCUCUCCCAGCUCCUAGGCCAGGCAGAGGCGAACUUCGGCCCUCCAGCUGUUCGGGACUACACUUCCCAUCAUCCCUAGCUCACAGGACCAGAGGUCAGGGAUGAUGGGAAUUGUAGUCCCAAAACAUCUGGCGAGCCAGAGUUUGCCUCUGCCUGUUCUAGGCCUUUGUUGUCCGUUAUUAAAAUUAUAAGUCACUUUUUCGCGACGGGAACUCAAAGCAACUUGCAAAAUGAUUUGACAAACAAACAAGGGUGCAUCAUCAUCAUGAACUGAAUUGAAAUACUUUAUUGUCACUGGUACAACUUGUAUACAGUGGUACCUCGGGUUACAGACGCUGCGGGUUACAUAUACUUCAGGUUACAGACUCCGCUAUCCCAGAAAUAGUGCUUCAGGUUAAGAACUUUGCUUCAGGAUGAGAACAGAGAUCGUGAUCCGGCAGCGCGGCAGCAGCAGGAGGCCCCAUUAGCUAAAGUGGUGCUUCAGGUUAAGAACAGUUUCAGGUUAAGAACGGACCUCCAGAACGAAUUAAGUACGUAACCCAAGGAACCACUGUACAGUGAGAUUACACCAGCACCCCCCACUCAGCUCUCUGAGUCUUAAUUCCCCUCGUUUACUGACGCACAUCCACCAAACCUGAAAGUCAGUUGCCCUGUUAUCUUUUCAUUCAGGAGCCUAACAGCCCACGGAUAGAAGCCGUUCUUUACCCUGUAUUUAUCCAAAAUCAUCAUCAUCAUCUUAUUUGUAUGCCGCCUUUCCAUAGUUAAAGUAAUGCUCAAGGCGGUUUACAACAUGACAGGAUUUAAAUAAUUACCAGUGUAACAAAAAUCAGAAACAAUAAAUAAAACACAUCAAAAAGUACACAGCCAAAUGGAAAACAAUUUCCACAUAUAUCAUAAUGCAUGCAGACAUGAAAACCAAGAAAGAGGGGGGAACACAUUUCAACAGCCCACCCGCCCUAAAAGGCUGUGGAUAAUUAAAAGCCAAAGGCUUGGUUAAAAAGGGAGGUUGUUGCACCGUGAAGCUGCUGAGCUGACUGCUGUGGUGUUCUGCUUUCUUUCUCUGCCCCCCACCCCUUUGCAGGAGAUGAGGAUGAAUCCAGCAACCAUGGAUCCCACAAGAAGAAGCACAAGAAGCAUAAGAAGAAGCACAAGAAGAGGCAUCACCGCGAGGAGGCGGGCCUGCCGCCAGUGGAGCCUCUGGCCGCCCUGCCAAAGCCUCAGCUGAAGCUCAAGAUCAAGCUUGGAGGACAGAUCUUGGGCACUAAGAGGCAUGUAGCAGGAUCUCCAGAAUUUAACUUUUUCCACAAAAUCUAGGCCCGUUUUUUCUUGUAAUAGUUUUCUUUCUUCAUUAUCCAGAUUUUUCUCAAUUACUUUGGUCUUGCUCUUGUUUAAUUUGAAUCCUGCUACCUGUUGGCCCUUGUGGUCUAUUCCAACUCUAUGAUUCUAUGAUCAAACUCUUGUAUCAGCUCCAGUGCUUUGACUGCACUGGAGUCUGGAUCUUGUAAUGUCAGAACUAGAUCAUCAGCAAAGGCUUUUAAUUUAUAUUGUUUCGAACCUACUGUAAUACCUUUGACUUGUUCAUCCUUUCUAAUCAUACUUAGCAAGACCUCCAGGACUGAAAUAAACAGCAGAGGGGAAAGUGGGCCCCCUUGCCUGGUUCCCUUCUCAAUUCUAAUUUCCUCUGAAACCUUUGGAUUUAUUUCUUGGAGUUGUAGGCAAACCACUGGCAUACGGUGGAUGUCAUAUCUAACAUAUAUGUAAAAUCUAAGCCAUUCAGAUAAGACAUAUGACUCCAAGCAAUGUUGAAACCACCUGUGCCACACAGCCUAGAAGAGAGAAUUUUGCACUGCUUCUAGAAAAUGCUCAAACCCCUCAGAGGGGGGGAGGGACUUAGCUCAGUUGUGCCCUCCAGGUUUUUCUGAUCCGUAACUGCUUUGCUUGGAUACCCCCUCCCUACCACCCAUUCCCCCAUCAGAGCUGGGUUUGGCUAAUCUCUGGGCCCUCCAGUUUACGGGUAUGAAUUCAUUGGCUUCCUCUUGUCUUCCCAGUGUACCAACCUUCACCGUCAUUCCCGAGAGGCCACGCUCUCCCUCCCCACUGAUGGUUGUGGAUGAUGAGGAUGAGCCGAUGGAAGGGGUGCCCAUUGAACAAUAUCGCGCAUGGCUGGGUGAGUGAUGCUUUUCCUGGGGAAACCCUUUGGUGUAGCAGAGGCCACAGCUGGAGGGGGCUCCUGGAGUUCUUCUAGAUUUGCUGGUGUAUAGAAGUGUGGUUUCUUUCUCUGUAUUAGCUCGUGCAGCUGUAGGGCCACUUAUCUAGUAAGGUGACAAGGCUGUGGUGCAAUAAGGUCCCCAAAAGAGGACAGGAAGAUUAGCUGCCUGAUUACGACAGAUUGGUCACAGCCAUAAACACAGUUAGAGUAUGAAACCACUUUAAACUUGCAAAACAGCAAGGCAAUUGCCCACUCACUCAGGGUAAGUUUCCUUCUGUUACUUUAUGGUGUUCGUCACUUGCUUCCAAAAUGAACUGAAACGUCAUCUUGUGAUUGCCUAUAAGACUGCAGAACAUGUUCUACUCUCAUUCACAGUAGCUUCAUUCUUUAGGAGUAGUUACUCACUGUACGUGGGGCUGCCCUUGAGACUGACCCAGAAUCUCCAGCGGGUGCAGAAUGCCGCGGUGCAACUCCUUAUGGGGUCUUCGCUGCGAGAUCACAUUCACCCAGUGCUAUACCAGCUGCACUGGCUCCCGGUGGAGUACAGGAUCAGGCUUAAGGUGCUGGUUCUAUCCUUUAAAGCCGUAUAUGGCCUGGGACCCUUGUACCUACGGGACCGCCUCUCCUGGUAUGUCCCACAGAAGACCUAAAGGUCUUCAAACAAAAACAUCUUGGUGGUCCUGGGCCACAGGGAGGUUAGGCUGGCCUCAACCAGAGCCAGGGCUUUUUCGGCUGUGGCCCCGAUCUGGUGGAACGCUCUGUCCCAAGAGACUAGGGCCCUGCAGGACUUGACAUCUUUCCACAGGGCCUGCAAGGCAGAGCCAUUCCACCAGGCCUUUGGCCAGGGCACAGUCUGACCCCCUCUCUCCUUCUGUAAUCCUCAUAGAACUCUAGCCCAAUGGUUGCCAUUAAUUUGAUUCUGAAUUGAUUUUAGAAUGUAUUUUAAUUAAUUUACUGUGUGAUUUUAUGUACACUGUGCUAUUUUUACUAGUUGUUAGCCACUCUGAGCCUGGCUUUGGCUGGGAAGGGUGGGAUAUAAAUUAAUUAUUAUUAUUAUUAUUAUUAUUACCCUUGCUACUAACCAAAUUUCCCAAGGUGGCUUAAACUUUUAUAACAAAAGAAAACAGGCAGUGACACAAUAGCCACUAAAACGGGGCAAAGGUGCAUAAAAAUCUCCCAUCCCAUUGUUCUCUGGUGUUGCAGCAAAUAUCAUUCUGCAGCUGAAUCCCCUGGCUGUUGAAGCAGCUGGCUGUCAGUCCCACAAAGGCCGGGCUGUCCUUCCUUGGCGGCUGCUACUGAUGUCCCUCGCAGCCCUGGCAGUAGAUACGGGAGGUGCAGGUGGAGCAGUGAUAUAAGAUGCCCCCCCCCCCCCAGUUCUCCAAUGUUGCAACUCAAAGUUAAGGCAACCUUUUCUUGCGCACAAACGCAGAUGAGGACAGUAAUCUGGAGCCGUCUCCCCUUCCGGAACUCGAUACUGAGGAGCAGCGCUGGCUGGAUGCCCUGGAGCGCGGGGAGCUGGAUGACAACGGGGAGCUCAAGAAGGAGGUGGACGAAUCCCUGCUCACAGCCAGGCAGGUAAGGAGGAGGAAGCUGUUACGGCAGCCCUCGCUGGGGAGCACAGACGGGGCUGGGGAAGCGGAGGAAGCCUUUGGUGCUCUGUUCCCAGAGUGAAUGUGUCACGUGGUGCCUGAGAGGCCCCGAAGGACUCUGGGGCAGCUUAAACUGAUGGAAUACUUGAUCCAGAAGGAAAACAGGGCCAGACCAAACGGCAGUAUGCAUGACCUUGACCUGUCUUGAAAGUGAGAGUUGUUACGGUAUUUCCUUUAGGAGUGAGAGUGUUCAGCCUCCAAAACAGGUUUGCUUCCACUGUGGCUCCCUGCCUGUGUGGGAGAUGGGGCUUCUAGUUUCAGUCUGUCAGGGGCUGAUGCUUCUGCAGGGGGUGGGAGCAGGGAUUUGUUCUUGCUCUCCCUCCUUACAGGCAACCCCAUCCCAGCACUAGUGUCCCAUAAGCACCUAAGAGAAGCCUGCAGGGUCAGGCCAGAUCUAGUCCAGCAUCCUGUUCUCACGGCAGCUAUGGUGGGAGGCAGGAAGACUUCUGAUUCCUGGCUGCCAGAAACCACAGGAGGGGAGAGAUGCUCUGGGCCUCGGGUCCUGCUUGUUGUUGUCCCACAAGAAACCCUUCAGCCAUAAUAAUGAUGAUGAGGGAGAAGAUGGGUCCCCACUGGCCUGAUCCAGCAUGCUCUAUGUUUUGUCAUCAUCAUCAUAAUAAUAAUAAUAAUAAUAAUAAUAAUUUAUUAUUUCAACCCCGCCCAUCUGGCUGGGUUUCCCCAGCCACUCCGGGUGGCUUCCAACAAAGAUGAAAAAUACAUUAAAAUAUCACACAUAAAAAACUUCCUUGAAGUCUUCUGAAUGUCAGGUAGUUGUUUAUCUCUUUGACAUCUGAUGGGAGGGCGUUCCACAGGACGGGCACCACUACCGAGAAGGCCCUCUGUCCUUGUUCUCUGUAGCUUUGCUUCUCGUAGUGAGCGAACCGCCAGAAGGCCCUUGGUGCUGGACCUCAGUGUCCAAGCUGAACGAUGGGGGUGGAGACGCUCUUUCAGUGAUACAGGACCAAGGCUGUUUAGGGCUUUAAAGGUCAACACCAACACUUUGAAGUGUGCUUGGAAACAUACUGGGAGCCAAUGCAGAUCUCUCAGAACCGGUGUUAUGCGGUCCUGGCAGCCGCUCCCAGUCACCAGUCUAGCUGCCGCAUUCUGGAUUAGCUGUAGUUCCCAGGUCACAGAGAGCGAAUUGCAGUAGUCCAAGCGGGAGAUAACUAGAGCAUGCACCACUCUGGAGAGACACUCUGUGGGCAGGGAGGAUCUCAUCCUGCGUACCAGAUGGAGCUGGUAGACAGCUGCCCUGGACACAGAAUUGACCUGCGCCUCCAUGGACAGCUGUGAGUCCAAAAUGACUCCCAGGCUGCGCACCUGGUCCUUCUGGGGCACAGUUACCCCAUUCAGGACCAGGGAGUCCUCCACACCAGCCCGCCCCCUGUCCCCCAAAAACAGUACUUCUGUCCUGUCAGGAUUCAGCCUCAUCCAUUGAUGCAAUAAAAUCUACCGUCAGAGUUGUAUCUUAGUGACACCCGAUAGUUGCCGCUGGGCCUUGCUGGCUGCCAGCCUCUUCAUUGGUCCUGCACAUUCUCUUUUUUUCUCUUUCUUUCUUUCCCUGCCCUCCAGAAAGCCCUCCUACACAAGCAACAGAGCCAGCCGCUGCUGGAGCUUCCAAUGGGCUACAAGGCCAAGGAGCUGACGGAGGAGAUGCUGGUGAAGCGAGAGGAGCGCGCUCGCAAGCGGCGCCUCCAGGCAGCCAAGAAGGCGGAGGAGAACAAGAACCAAACCAUCGAGCGCCUCACCAAGACCAGCAAGGCCAAGGUGAAGACUCUGCGGGAGCGCAAGGCCAAAGCGGCGGCCGCCCCGAUGGUCUCCUACCGCAACGCUGCCGACGGGAUCACGGUCUCCUUCCCUCUAGGGGUCUCCGCACCUCUGCUGCCCUCCCUGCCGCCUGCCGUGCCUCUGCCCACUCCCUGCGGAGUCGGGGGGUGUCCCAACCUCAAGCGGUACUCCUGCUCCCUCACCGGGGUGCCUCUCUGCAGCCUGGCCUGCUACAAGAAGAACUUGCUGCUCCAGCAGGUGGCAGCCUAAGCACCACCAUCCUUGCCAGAGGAGGACCACCUUGUGCGCCUGGAACGCCUCUAGGAAUGCCACCUCUGUGAUCUAAAGGAGGAUGUGGAAGACCUUCAUCCUCAGCCCCGAUAUGGGGAUGGCCUUGGGCAGGCUGUUUUGAUGGUCCUGACCAUGCUUGUCUCUCUGUAGUGGUCAGACAUGGGUCCCGCGGCCUUUGCUGACUGGACUGGCAAAGUGACCAAGGGUGGCAAGGCAACUGGCCCUGUGGCACCAAGAGACAAGUGCCUCUCUCAUGUGGGAGCCAGCGGAGACUGCACUCCUGGCAGCUGCUCUUGACAGAGAAGACAUAGCAUCACUCCUGCUGCAGCUACUGUGGUGGCACAGGAAGUUGACAUGGGCAGGAGGCAACCUCAGUAGUCUUGCCCUGGAUCUUUGGGGAAGGAGAAAAAACCCUUCCCAGUUGUAAAAUGGGGCCUCUCCUUUCUUUUCACACCUGUGUAAGACAGGAAGGAACCAGGUGCUUGGGUUCCUUGCCCAGAUCUACUUUGCCCUACAGAGAAACAUGGUUCCACUGGUGAUUUAUUUAUUUAUUGUAAUAAAAGACACAGCAAAGAUAAAAGAUACCCAGAAGUGCAUAAGGCUGGUCUCAUCAUUUGCUUGUUUUUUCAUCCCUCCCUUUGACAGUGAGCUCUAGAGGUGCUAGUGAUGGGGGUGGCCAGACCAGGUGUGUGGGGGGGGGGGAGACACUGGUGUGGUUUUCACAAACCAUUUUAGAAUGGACUGCUGCAGGGAUGCCAUGUCUCUUGCCUCCCCUUCCCAUGUUAGGUCAUGUAACUAACUGUAGUCUAUUUAGAGCCAAGCACGGAGGUCCAGGCAGCAAAUCUGGGAAGAAGCAGUGAAAUCCGUGUCUCUCAGGAAUCUGGUUGGCUACUGUGAGAAGAAAAUACUGUUCUCAACAAGCCCUUGGCCUGAUCCAGCUGCAAGGUUCUUAUAUUCCAAAGGACUGUGUGUACAUUUAAUAAUAAUAAUAAUAACAACAACAACAAUAAUAAUAAUAGCAGCAGCAGCGGGACAAAAUGGAAAGAGGUGUGGGAGCCACUGUGUUAGAAGCCAACCAAAUUUCAAACUACCAGUCUUGGGAUGGGCUCACCUGUAUUUUUCUAGCACAACAACUAACACACAUUACAGACCUACACAACUGAUGGCAGAGACACCCACCUUGAGUGUGCAGUUUGCACAGUCUAAGACUUUAGUGUCCCUCAAUGACCCCACUCCAAAAUUUGCUUAGAUUUUAAGCACCACUGUGAGAGACUGAAGUAGAUAAUACUUUAAAAUGCACUCCUUAAACCACAAUAAACUAACCAGUCUGCCCGGCAGCAUGAACUAAUAACCAUGUCUCAUGAAUUGGGUAAUAUCACAUUUUAAUAGAAAUUCUUAAUACGUUUAAUUUUGUGUUUGCAAAAUAAAUGAUUCUGUCUUUCAGUUUUCAAGACACACUACUCUUUAUUGUUGUCUAUCCUUAACAUAUACCUCAAGGCUUCAAAGCACACACAUUUCAGUAAUCCUUGUGAUAGCCCUUGUAAGGCAGACCAGUAUUACAGUGAUUGUUAAUACUGAUGUUAUUGUUUUUGCAUUGUAUUUUCCGCUGUGUAAUGACCAAGCUAUGCUUCAAAAGGUGGCCUAUACAAAAUGUUCUUGAUAAACCCAAGGCCAUGUUUACACUUCCGUGGCAUGGUGACCCAUGCUCUUUGCCAAGAAAAGCUGAAUUUGAAACUGCUUUGGCAGUCACAGGAAUUACACAGAAUGAUGUCACCCUGAGUGGCGCUUGAAGGCCAAACAAAAUGAGCCCACUGCUUUUGUUUCUUGGAUUGCUGACACUGUUUGUUGUCACUGUCUAAGUUGGCAGGGCAAUUUCUGCAGAUAUGCUUUGAAGAUCCACAAGGAAAACGCUUCCAAACCGCACAGGCUGCCUCCUUGCCAGCUGUAUUCCUGCUGAGGCGCUUUCUGACCUGCUUGAGGUGUCGCAUCCCAAGUGAGGACGAGGAGGUCCUGGGUAGGAGGCAAAGAAUUUAAAACGAUGCAGACUUCCUGUAUCAUCAACUUCAAUUAUUUCCUUUGACAUGACUGGCAGCCUCUGCAAAGGAGGAAACAUGCUCUGCCCUCUUUUGGGGCAGUUCUCUGGAGAUGCCACGCUGCUGCAAUGGAGCCCCGGGCUGUUUUGGGCACAGGAGCAGCUCAGCCCCCCUCCCACUACCCUUGCGGUGCUCAGACCCAGUGCUGGAUUUACGUAUAAGCUAAACAAGCUAUAGCUUAGGGCC
This is a messenger RNA of Podarcis lilfordi (Lilford's wall lizard), 8436 nucleotides long. Lineage: Eukaryota; Metazoa; Chordata; Lepidosauria; Squamata; Lacertidae. The record is from the annotation of a GenBank genome assembly.